This is a messenger RNA of Coturnix japonica (Japanese quail), 5263 nucleotides long. NCBI's taxonomy places the organism in Eukaryota, Metazoa, Chordata, Aves, Galliformes, Phasianidae. The record is from RefSeq and is a predicted model, not a curated record.
CAAUAGGGGUGUCCCCAUCCUGCUUCAUAUCUCUCAUGAGGCCUUUUGCAGUUCCCAGAUUAAGCUGGUUCCCCAGCUCUGACAUUCACCACAACCUCAUGCUUAAGAGAAUUGAGCCUGCCUCGCUUUGCUAUUUUCCUGCCUGCCUGCCCCAAUGUGAGGAACAAGGAACUCCACAGACACUCCGAGUCCUGCCCCACAGAACUGACAUGGAUGAAAAAGAGGAAAUGCUGCAAGCAAAAUGAGCUGAUCCCUGGAUCCUGCAGCCUCUCACCCUCCUGGCUGCCACAGAUAUGCCAGAGAAGCAUAUGUUCUGCGGCACGGAGUAGUGAUAAGAUGCUCUUUUACUGGUAAUUCUCAUACCAGGAGGAAGCUUUGGUGUGUCCAACGUCAGUGCGAGUUACUUUCUUUAUAUGACUUCUGCUGCCUGCUCUGCUUGAAGAGGAGAAGCCUUCCUGCAUAUUUCCAUGAAGCGAUUUAAGAAAAUGCACCUUACAGCUGAUGACUGUGAAGCUCUCAGGAGGAGCACUGAAGGUUUAUCCUCCCUGACACAACCAUUGAAACAAAGGAGAAGCAGAGGAGAUGUCAACAGGGGCCUCCAACCCACCCAUAGAACAAGGAGGCAACCAAGAGCCCAAGGGCAGCAGAAGAACAUCACGGAUUACUUUAAGAUCUCUCAGACACAGCAGACAGUUGCUGGUAGAACAUCUAAGAACAUAAGCGUCAAGGAAGAGCUGCUGGAUCCUUUCUUUGCUGAAGAUGAUGAAAGUAGCAUCUCCAAUGUGUUGGAGACAAGUGAUGAUUCCUCCUCAUUUCUAGAGGAUGAGUACAUGGGAAACUCAAGAAAACGGCCCCUGUCCUCCACAGCUCCAGGCAGACUUCAGAUAGAGAACGAUCUGUGGGGUGAACCUGAAAAGAAGGCAGUUGUGGUUCAUCCUGAGGACACUCAAAUCAAGCAAGAGCUUGAUGAUGAAAUAGAAAUCGAGCCAGUCCCUGAUGCACACUAUGGGCUCCUGGGGACUCGGAACUGGGAAGUACCUCAGGGAAGCAUUGAAGACUUGCCUGAUGAAGUCCUGAGGAUCAUCUUUGCUUUCCUACCAGUGACUGAUCUGUUUCAAAGCCUGAGCCUGGUGUGCCACCGCUGGAGGAUUAUUGUUGGUGACCCACGGUUCAUCCCUUGGAAGAAGCUGUACCAUCAGUACCUGCUGAAGGAAGAUAUGGCUCUGCACAGGGUUGAACGGGUCUUGCAGGAUUUUGCCAUAACAGAUCAAAGUAAAGAAUGUAUCUUGGGGCUCAUCAGGUGUGUCUCUGCCAUUUCCACCAGCAGGCACGUAGAUCCCAGUGCAGUCCUCCAGUGUUUGAAGUGUCACCACCUCUUCUCAAGGGCUGAAGUCUGCAUCGCAAACAAACUGCCACACUUACAGAGCAAGACAGGGCCUGAGAACAUGUGGGCCAUCAUCACAGCUAUGGUGCUUUUCUCUGAUGGUGUCCGUGACAUCCAAAGGCUGAUGGCAUGUCUGCAGAGACCCUGCUCUUCCCUCUCCAUUGUGGAUGUGACUGAGACACUAUACUGCAUUGCCACACUGCUGUAUGCCAUGAGGGAGAAGAACAUCGCCAUCACUAACAGGAUCCAUUACAAUAUUUUCUAUUGCUUGUAUCUGAUGGAAAAUGCUUCUGUGACUGCACCACAGGUGGUAGAAGAGGGAACGCCAUCUUCACGCUGCAGGCAGGAUUUCUGGUCCAGUAGUUUGUCUGAAGUGAAACUGACCCAUGAACAGCAAAGGAUUUUGAAUCACAAAAUCGAGCGUGGUCAAAUAGUGAAAAUUAUGGCAUUUGCAGGUACAGGAAAGACCUCAACGCUGGUGAAGUAUGCAGAGAAGUUUGCUGACCUCAGUUUCCUCUAUGUGACGUUUAAUAAAGCUGUUGCAGAGAGGGGCAGGCUCGUCUUCCCCAGGAAUGUUACAUGCAAGACUUUUCAUUCCUUAGCGUUUGGAAGCAUCGGCAAACAAUAUAAAGAGAAAGGCAAACUGAACUUCUCGAAGCUCUCGGCAUACUCUGUGAGUUUUCUUAUCCAGAACCGUGAGGGACAAUCUAUCUUCAUCAGAGGGAAAACGGUCUCACAGACCCUUGAAAACUUUUUUGCCUCUUCAGAUGAAGAGAUCUGUGAAGAGCACUCACCUGUUUGGUUCAAAAACACCCAUGGAGAGAGAAAACUUGUCAGCCCAAAAGAAAAGAGAAUCAAUGUGGAAGAGGCAAAAGAGAUUUGGCGCAACAUGAAGAAUCUGGAUGGAGAUGUAGAGAGGAAAUACAAGAUCACCUGUGAUGGGUAUUUGAAACUCUGGCAGCUCAGUAAGCCUCAGCUUUCAGGAUACGAUGCCAUUUUUGUUGAUGAAGCACAGGACUGCACGCCAGCCAUUGUGGAUAUUGUGCUGUCACAGACAUGUGGUGUCAUCCUUGUAGGGGACCCUCAUCAGCAGAUCUAUUCCUUCCGAGGUGCUGUCAAUAGCCUCUAUGCAGUGCCUCAUACCCAUAUCUACUACCUGACCCAGAGUUUCAGAUUUGGUCCUGAGAUAGCUUACAUUGGAGCAACCAUUCUAGACAUCUGCAAGGGCAUCAGGAAUAAGACAUUAGUGGGUGGAAACCAAGAGGGUGAUGUGAGAGGCAGCAUGGCAGGAAAGAUAACAAUGCUAUCACGAAGCAACUUCACUGUGUUUGAGGACGCUGCGAAACUUGUUGGAAGAGAAAGGCAGAUUAAAAUACACAUCAUUGGGGGGCUUGUGCGUUUUGGCCUGAGCAAAAUUUAUGAUAUUUGGAAGCUCAGUCUACCAGCAGAUGAACGGGCAAAAGCAAACCUUGCGAUAAACGACUCCUUUAUCAAAAGAUGGGAAGAAAACGAUGGCUUCAUCGGUUUGAAGGAUUAUGCGACACGUGUUGACGACAGAGAGCUGGAAAUGAAGAUUAGGAUAGUGGAGAAGUUCAAAGAGCGGAUCCCUGAGCUGGUGCAGAAGAUUGAGAGCAGCCACGUGUUGCGAGAAGCUAUGGCAGAUUACCUUAUAGGCACCGUCCACCAAGCUAAAGGCCUGGAGUUUGACACAGUGCUGGUUGCAGAUGACUUUGUGGACGUACCGUGUGUCAGUGGCAAUAACCAGAGAAGACCUCAAUUCAUUAUUGGCAUGUAUCCUGAGGAUGAAUGGAACCUCCUCUAUGUUGCAGUGACACGUGCAAAGAAAUGCUUGCUGAUGUCACAGUCCCUCGAGCACCUUUUGGCAUUGGCAGGGGAGCACUUCCUUCGUGUGGAGCUGUUGGGUGAGGCUGUGAAGACCAGUAUUGCUUGUUCUGAACAGCGGUGCCAGCAAACGUUGCCAUCUGACAUCAGGCUGGUUGUGAAGAAGCUGCCUCUGAUUCAUAGCAAUGGCAGCAAGGAUACGGGUGGCUACCUUUGCUAUUCCUGUGUGCAGAAGCGUUUUGGCACUAUGACACCUCUGGCCUUCCUCCCAACACUUCACUAAGAGGCCAUCAUGCUUUAAUGAAGCCUUCCAAAGAGCCAUUGCCUCAUCCUAGAGAUGUACUGAGUGCAGGAUGACAACUGUUGUCACAUCCAUGCUCCAAAAUCAGCUUGGAUUCUCCAGACCAGCUCCAAGAGGAACCAUCUAGGCUGCUUAUAAGGAGUGGUGAGACCUUUACUCGAACCCUGCAGGAGCUGGUCAGCAUGACCUGCAUCACUGCACAAAUAACAUGCACAAUGCAAAGUCUAUUGGUUUGUUCUCUCCAUCUCCAGGAAAACACUUUCAGUGACAAAGCUGCUGGGGUUUCCCUGCCUUUUCUCUCACAUUGUGCCUCAGGGAAAUCCUCAUCCAACAAAAGGGAAUCUCAGUGCUGAGAAAUAACCAGAGAAACUUUAUAUUCCUAGAAAAUGAACUUUUUCCCAGAACCUGUUUCAAUGGGGACCUUUUCACUAUCAGCUUUGGAUUGCUGAGGAAGAAGGAAGUCAUAAUUUCUCCCAGCUGAAUUUAAGUCAUUUGCCUUACUCACAGCCAAGAGGUUUCCUUGGGCUUAAUUUCUCUUUGUAGCAAAACACUGAGGGAAGGGAGGCAGCAUUUGAAGAACUGCUUCCAUUUGAUUCCAAUCUAAUACAGCUGAUCAGAAAGAGAACACUUUUAAUACAGAGAUAAAAUUUGUAGGAAAAAAAGAAAAAGCUUUAAUACUUUGUUUUCUUUCUCUCCCAUUGAGAAGUCUUCCUGGGUUGUAUUUAUUUUUCAGCCAUUGCAAUAGCAGUGGCUCUAUCAGUCAGAGGGUGGCUUACACUGCCUGUUUCAUGAUAACGCUUUGGUUUGUUGUCCCAGAGCCCACAUCAUGCACAGAUGAAAACUGAAACCAGUUUAGGUAGAGACGUGAUCUUGGCCUUCAGCCUGGAGCCAUGAGCAGUGUUAGAUGGAGGAAACUCCCACAUCCUGUUGACUUCCACUGUUAUUCGUGGAAUGGCAGCUAUUUUGUUGGCUCUCCUUUUGCUUUCGAAGCAAAACAGAAAGACUUUCUGUUUAUCAAAAAUGCAGAUAACUUCGCCCAGAACUUGGAAGUUUGAAUACAACUGCGAAGCUCUUGCAGGCACAGGACUGUGAACCUCCAGCAUUCCCUUCCAUCUCUUGUCCAACCAUCCCGUGGCACUUUGGGGUUAUAGGAAACCUUGUUUUAACACGUGUCUUCACACCAAAAUGCUGUUUUCCAGCUCAGACAGUCCAGAGCAGUGAAACAAACACAAGGACAGGAGAAAUGAGGAAGAGACACAUUGGGUUGGCUUUCCAGCUGGCUGAUAAAAGCCCCCUUUGCCUUCCACCUGAGCCAGAUGGGUGAUGAUGAAGGUCACCUUGCCUUCACCUUUUGCCUCUAGAGGAGGGUGAUGCUCAUUUAGAGUUUGCAGUGGGUUACUGCAGCUCUGUAUUCAACCAUGAGCCACCCAUCCUCGUUGUCCAAAGCCAACUUCUACCCAUGAAGAUUAUUGGUGUCCAUGGUACCCAUCAGUGAGGAGCUGCAAUCAUAGAAUGUCUCCUUUCCUCUGGUUCAGUCCUACCUGGAAGACCACCAGCAGCCCUGGCUGCUACAGGGAUGUGUUACACUUCAAACCAGCUCCUGUCUGUUCCAGCAUUCCCACUGUCCUCCCCAUCAUUGUGGCUGGCAAGACACCCAACUAAAGAAUCAGCCACUCUGUGUGUAUUUUUACAUUAUAAUAUAUAACUUUUAUAUAUAAAACAUCAGUACAAAACCA